Scylla paramamosain (green mud crab) is the source of this 533-nucleotide messenger RNA. RefSeq names its product hematopoietic prostaglandin D synthase-like. The record is from RefSeq and is a predicted model, not a curated record. Gene Ontology annotation, molecular function: glutathione transferase activity. Gene Ontology annotation, biological process: glutathione metabolic process. NCBI's taxonomy places the organism in Eukaryota, Metazoa, Arthropoda, Malacostraca, Decapoda, Portunidae.
AUGCCCGAAUACAAACUGGUCUACUUCAACAGCCGUGGCCUGGGGGAACUCAUCCGCUGGAUCUUCUUCUGUGAUAUUCCUUUCCCUGACGAGCGCUUUGAGGUGUCCGAGUGGCCCGAGAAGAAGGUCACGCCCGGAGGAAAGCUGCCUCUGCUGUGUAUCGAUGGCAAGCCCCUGUGGCAGUCCAUGGCCAUCGGCCGCUACGCCGCUAAGCUCGCUGGCCUGACCCUGGAUGAUCCCCUCGACGGUUGCUACUGCGACGCCUUCGUGAAAACCACCAAGGAACUGCUGAUGGAUAUGUACAUGAUCUUGUAAGUUUCCCUCGGGACUACACACUGGGGAAGGAAGGGCAGGAGGAACAGGAGGUGGAAGGUAGAGAAGUAGGAGGCAGGGGAGGAAAGGAUAAAGUUACACCACUCUGUCAGAGAAGUGUAAGUCAUAAUGACGUUCACCAUCACCAGCUUUAAAAACAAGAACAAGAACAAAACAGCAACAUCUACAAUAGCAAAAAUAACAACAACAACAACAACAAC